This is a messenger RNA of Thermothielavioides terrestris NRRL 8126, 1185 nucleotides long. RefSeq lists its product as uncharacterized. The record is from RefSeq and is a predicted model, not a curated record. The coding region runs from base 1 to 1185 and encodes 394 amino acids. Lineage: Eukaryota; Fungi; Ascomycota; Sordariomycetes; Sordariales; Chaetomiaceae. The transcript is spliced from 6 exons.
AUGGCGGCCAGCGGAUUGGAGGCGCAACAUUUGAUCCCGAGUUUGAUGGUGCCAAAAAUUUGCCGAACCAGCCACUUCUUCGACUUCAAUCAAUCGAGAACACCAUUGCCCCCAUCGUCCUUGAUCCCCAAGGUCACGAUGCUUUGCGUCGUUGUCAGCCUGCGCAGUGAUUCUGACAAGUCCCGGCUGGCCCCGGGCAGCAGUUCCAUACACUGCCAGGUAACUACUCAUACCGCAAACCUCGAAGGAACAGGAGAUAUCUUCUCUGGCACCUCGCCAGCCGUGCAGUGGUUCGAACAGUACUCGUGGCUCCUCACCGUCAUCGUGGCAGCGGUUGGCUGGCUGCAAACAUGGCCGCUCGCCAGGUUCACGCUCAAAGUCGACCAGCAUUACCAAUACGUGGCAGACCGGCGCUACACAGGUGGCAUCCUGCCUUCCAUCUUCCGCGCCCGCGACCCAAGCCUGGCAAAACGGACGAUAUGGCCGGCCUUCCUGGCGCACCGGUCCGCCAUCAAGUGCACACCACGCCUCGUCGUCGGCUGCGCGGCCAUGGACCAGGGCGUCUCCUCCCAGCUCGAGGACCUCGAGGACGCGCAGCCGGCAACGAAGCUGACGUACCUCAUCUGGGCCGUGCAGCUGGUCAGCACGGUGUGGCUCUUCCUCCAGGUCUGCCUUGUCUGGACGAGAGGCGUCGUGGUGCCCGUCGUUACUAGCCCAAUUUAUGCGCCAGUGAUCCACGACUGGGCGGCCCGGCAGCUGACGCAGGUGCUUGCGGCGACGACGGUCAACAGAGGCACGUGGGCCAUCGCCGUCGCCGGGUCGUUCCUGGCGUGGGGCGCGCCGGCCUGGCUGUAUCUGACCACGGUCAUCGCUACCAUGGUCGAGCUCGCGUGUCUGUGCCGGGCGGCCGUCAUCGCGCGCGACUCGUACGCUUUCAACCAGUCGCUGUCGUUCCUUCAGCGCGACGCCGCGAAGGUGCGCGAACCGAUCUACAUGUUCGCAGUCGGCUUCCCCUUCGUUGCGGUGGUGCUGGAAGCUGGCGUUCUUGUUUACGGCUAUAUCGCGGCCCUUUUCAAGAUCAAAUUCCUCCACCCGCUCGUGGGCUUUGCCUUUUUCGGCGUCUGGUUGUUCUUUGCCCCGCUCUUUACUAUUAUAGCUAAUAUAGGAAAUCCUCGUGAACAGUAG